AUGGCACGCGACAAAUUUGCCCGUCAGAGCCUCGGCGGAACCCUCCAAGGCCGUAUCAAGGAGGCGCGCGUACUCAUGGUGGGAGCUGGCGGCAUCGGCUGCGAGCUUCUCAAGAACCUGGCUCUCACUGGAUUUGGCGAGAUCCACAUCGUAGACCUGGAUACGAUCGACCUCAGCAACCUGAAUCGCCAGUUUCUGUUCCGCAAUGAGCAUAUCAAGAAGUCCAAGGCAUUAGUUGCGAAAGAGUCGGCGGGCAGGUUCAAUCCCAAUGUCAAGAUCGAAGCGUACCACGAAAAUAUCAAGGACGGGCAGUUUAACGUCGCGUGGUUCAAGACGUUCGACAUCGUCUUCAAUGCACUAGAUAACCUGGAUGCGCGGCGGCAUGUCAACAAGAUGUGUCUGGCAGCCAACGUCCCGUUGAUCGAGAGCGGCACGACUGGGUUCAACGGGCAGGUCCAGGUCAUCAAGAAGGGCGAGACCGAAUGCUACGAUUGUACACCCAAAGACCCACCGAAGUCAUUCCCGGUCUGCACAAUCCGAAGUACACCCUCACAACCCAUUCAUUGCAUAGUCUGGGGCAAGUCAUACUUAUUCGCCGAGAUUUUUGGCACCUCCGAAGACGAAGCGCCGGAGUUGGACCACAGCGAAGACGCCGAAAACGCAAACGAAGUCGCGAAUCUGCGCAAGGAGGCACAAGCCCUGAAGCGCAUCCGCCAGUCCAUGGGAUCCGACGACUUCCCGCGAGUAGUGUUUGAAAAGGUGUUCAAAGAGGAUAUUGAACGCUUACGGAGCAUGGAAGACAUGUGGCGGACGAAGCGAGCACCAGAGGCACUGGACUACGACAAGCUUACGCAGCAGGCGCUUGGGUCAGGACCGGCGGUCGCGUCACAGGAUCAGGUCGUGUGGAACACGGCUGAGAACUUCACUGUCUUCGUGGACAGUUUGCGACGACUUAGCAACCGCCUUGAGGAGACGCGCGCAAAGGCGAGUGUUGGGAAUGCAGCGCCCAUUCUGACAUUCGACAAGGACGAUGCGGAUACAUUAGAUUUUGUCGCAGCGAGCGCAAACCUCCGGUCACAUAUCUUUGGCAUUGAAAUGCGGUCGAAGUUCGACAUCAAACAAAUGGCUGGCAACAUCAUCCCCGCCAUCGCAACCACGAAUGCCAUGACAGCUGGCCUCUGUGUCCUCCAAGCCUUCAAGGUUAUGCGUCAACAGCUCGACAAGGCAAAGAUGGUCUUCCUCACCCGCGGCACCGAGCGCGUUAUAUCCAGCGAAGGCCUCCGACCACCCAAUCCUUACUGUGCGACAUGCGGCGUUGCGCACGCUACACUCAUUGUCGAUACGAAGCGCGCGAAAUUGAGCGACCUGGUGGAAGAUGUGCUAAAGGGGCAGCUGGGCUACGGCGAAGACUUUAGCGUCAAGCGCGAGAACGAUCUACUGUAUGAUGUUGACGAGGAUGUCCAUUUGGAUAAGACCUUUGAGGAGUUGGGUCUUGAGGCGGACACUUUUAUCACUAUCUUUGACGAGGCGGACGAGGAUGCGAAGGUCGAUGUGGUAUUCUCUGUCAUCAAUCAAGAGUCGGACACAGAUACGAAGCCGAUCAACCUGCCUAAAGACUUGCAGAUCGCGAAGAAACCUCUGGCACCUAUUCCUGAGGCCAAUGGACAUACCGCCGUUAACGGAACGAUGCCGACCGCGAAUGGCCUAGCCAAUGGAACCACAAACGGCACCACGAAGCGGAAAGCUAGCGACGCUGGUCUCGAAGGUGAGAUUGUGAGGAAGAAGGGCAAGGUCAUGGAGGAGCCCCUAAAGAAUAGUGAUGAGAUUGUCAUAUUGGAUGACGCGAACGACGGAGCCAUCGUCAUUGACGACGACUGA
Cucurbitaria berberidis CBS 394.84 is the source of this 1878-nucleotide messenger RNA. RefSeq names its product ubiquitin-activating enzyme E1 3. The transcript has 5 exons. Gene Ontology annotation, biological process: protein sumoylation. Lineage: Eukaryota; Fungi; Ascomycota; Dothideomycetes; Pleosporales; Cucurbitariaceae. Gene Ontology annotation, molecular function: SUMO activating enzyme activity. The record is from RefSeq and is a predicted model, not a curated record. Gene Ontology annotation, cellular component: cytoplasm; SUMO activating enzyme complex. The coding region runs from base 1 to 1878 and encodes 625 amino acids.